UCCAACAAAGUCCCCGUGGUGCAGCCGUCACAUGCAGUCCACCCGCUCACCCCCCUGAUCACGUACAGUGACGAACACUUCGCUCCAGUGUCCCAUUCUGGCCAUCACCCCCAGGAUGUCAACAACAAACAAGGAAUGCCCAGGCAUCACCCUGGACCAGACAUGCCCAACUUCUACUCCUUGUCUCCUGGAGGAGUGGGGCAGCUCACAUCACAGCUGGGAUGGUUCCCACACCACAUGGUGCCAGGUCCCCCAGGUCCUCAUGCCACAGGAAUCCCUCACCCGGCCAUCGUCAACCCACAGGUCAAACAGGAGCCGCCUCAUGACGGUGACAUCAUGCACAUGAAGCCGCAGCACGAACAGAGAAAGGAGCAGGAGCCCAAAAGACCGCACAUCAAAAAGCCGCUAAACGCCUUCAUGCUCUACAUGAAAGAGAUGCGUGCGAACGUGGUUGCCGAGUGCACGCUGAAGGAGAGCGCCGCCAUCAAUCAGAUCCUGGGACGAAGGUGGCAUGCUUUAUCUCGAGAAGAGCAAGCUAAGUAUUACGAGUUAGCCCGCAAGGAACGGCAGCUCCACAUGCAGCUCUACCCAGGCUGGUCCGCUCGAGACAACUAUGGAAAGAAGAAGAAGCGGAAGAGGGAGAAGAUGCAGGAAUCGGCCACAGGUACAGGCCAGAGAAUGAAAACGGCGUACAUCUGAGAAUAUGGAGGAAAACGCAACAGUUUCUCCACAUGCAAAGCAAAGGCAGCAGCUUCAGGCCCUCUGCUAGAGAUGGAGGCCUGUUAGAUCCCAUGAAGACCCUUAAAUCUCCAAAACCGAAGCCUCCAGUUCUCAGAGAAACCCCCACAGCACCCCCACACACCCCCGUUGAUACCCUGCCUAACCCUACCCGCUUUCCUUUGCCACCAUCACAUGCCACCGCCGUCACCAGAAUCACUGUUUGACUCUACUUCCUCCCUAAAGGCGCCUGCUGUAGAGACACUGAACCGAACUGACCGAGACAAUCAUGAUUAUAGUAGGAGCACCCUCACGUAACCGUGCCGUCUCACUCUGAAAGCAUCGAGUUAACAUCUGUGUGGUUAUUUUCAUUUUAAUAUAUAUAUUUUUUAUUUUUGUUUCGUCAGUUUUCCUUUUCAAUGUUGGCUUUACUGCAAAUCUGCGGCACUGCACUGAAAAAUAGCAGCAAUUGUGAUGUGUGCACAAACGCCCCCCUCCCCCACCCUGCACUGCCCGUAACAGUCAAAACACCUGCUACUAAGUUAUUCUAAGUUAUUUUACCACCUCUUUUUCCCCUUUGUGUAGUUCAUUAGGCUGUAAUUUACUUCCCCGUCCCUUGUGUUUCUCUCACUAGGGUUUUUUGUUUUUGUUUUUUUGAGACCAUUUUGGGGGUUUGCCACCACCCCCCACCCCUCCAUCCCUGACUGACCAAACACCUCUUUCUAGACUGCACUAAGGAAGAUGGAGGGAUCUCAUCUUGUCCAAGAAACGCCCUCAAGAUUUCUAGUUCGUUGCUGACGACCAGUUGGUGCAAAAAAAGGAUCAACAUUUUGGAUUUGCUUUUCAUUUUAGACUGAAUAUUAUUUUUGAAUGCCUUUUAUUUGUAUCCUGAACCCUUGUUCAGUUUCUUGGUGUAUAUUUCUGUGAUUAUUUUUCCCCUUUGUUUAAUAUUGUUUUUGUUUUUGUUUUUUUUAUAUAUAUAGUGGUAUAUAUGAAAAUAAGCUUUGGACACAGGAAAGCCAUUUUUCUUGUUGAAGCGUCUUGCAGAAAAUUGAAACUUAAGGCUUCUUUUGAUAACUAUUUGUAACAAAUAGUGACCUCGAGUCUUGCUCAGAUGUAAAAUAAUGCUCAGUAUGUGUACUUUUUAAACUGUCAGGAUUAUGUCAAUUUUCUUGGUAUUUUUGCAGGCAACAUUAGGACAAAGGCGAGAGUGACAGCUCAGAGGCCUAUAUUUUAUUGUUCUAAAACAUGACAUAUGAAGCAGAAAUAUAUAUUUACCCCAGCACUUGACAGUCUGUCUUUUAUUGCAAUGGACCUUUUUGUCUUUUCUCUCUGGUAGCUAAUAGUGUGGUCUUUAGCCAUGUUGUUUAUUCCAUGCAAACAUUUCUGUAACAUCUUGAUUUUAAUGCUCUAUUUUUAGUAUUACUUGAUGAAUUCCUUUUUUUUCUAAAGUCUCAUGUUUUAGGUCACUGUCAUCUUGGUAUAGCAUUUUUUUUCUUUGCUUCCCAAGUGGUCAUAUUUGAACCGUUUCAACAUGUUUUGUUUUUUUGCUUUGUUUUUUUAAAGAAAAACAAUAAAAAGGCACCAUUGGCUCAUUUGAUCACUUGUGUGGUGGAAAGACAAGAGC
Messenger RNA from Pelmatolapia mariae (spotted tilapia), 2344 nucleotides. Its product is annotated as lymphoid enhancer-binding factor 1-like. Gene Ontology annotation, molecular function: RNA polymerase II cis-regulatory region sequence-specific DNA binding; DNA-binding transcription factor activity, RNA polymerase II-specific. The annotation marks the transcript as partial. The transcript is spliced from 8 exons. NCBI's taxonomy places the organism in Eukaryota, Metazoa, Chordata, Actinopteri, Cichliformes, Cichlidae. Gene Ontology annotation, biological process: regulation of transcription by RNA polymerase II; canonical Wnt signaling pathway. Gene Ontology annotation, cellular component: beta-catenin-TCF complex; chromatin. The record is from RefSeq and is a predicted model, not a curated record.